Molecule: messenger RNA, 3894 nt
Organism: Sardina pilchardus (European sardine)
Lineage: Eukaryota; Metazoa; Chordata; Actinopteri; Clupeiformes; Clupeidae
Gene: chka
Product: choline kinase alpha
Exons: 12
Coding region: 199-1455 (418 amino acids)
Biological process (GO): CDP-choline pathway; phosphatidylethanolamine biosynthetic process
Cellular component (GO): cytoplasm
Molecular function (GO): choline kinase activity; ethanolamine kinase activity
Source: RefSeq, a predicted model, not a curated record
UUCAUUCAGUGUCGCUGUCCAACAUUGACCACGAACUGUCCUUUCAAUCAUUGCUACGGUGUAUUAUCUGUUUCUAUUCAUAGUUUAAGUUCGCUAAAUAAGACUAUUCCGGUAGCGUCCACGAUUUAGCCGAUAUUAUUCAGUCAGUCUAGUUUAAAUAUUUUACAGUUAGCGAACCGUUUCAUUUUGUGAGUAAAGAUGAAGACCAAGUUCAUUAAUGGGGUUUCCUCUUCACCUUCGAUGUCAUUGGGGUUAUUAGUAACAGAAAAUUCACUCGAGGUCCAGCCAAAUACUGAGAAUGACUGCCAAGACAUCAUUCGUCCGGACGAGCCUGAUCAGCAGACAAAGCAUAAGGCCUAUUUGUGGUGCAAAGAAUUUCUCCACGGAGCGUGGAAAUCACUCACCGAAGAUGAGUUCAAGAUCACCAUUAUCAGGGGCGGCCUCAGCAACAUGCUUUUCCUCUGCGCGUUGCCAGAGAACAUCUCUAGCGUCGGCGACGAACCCAGAAACGUUCUCCUGCGGAUAUAUGGAGCCAUUCUACAGAUGUCCUGUAAUAAAGGGGAUCCAAGAGAGUCAAACAAAGAAAAUCACUUUCAAGGCGCCGAGGCUAUGGUGCUGGAGAGUGUGAUGUUUGCCAUCCUGGCCGAGCGCGAGCUGGGACCCAAGCUCUACGGCAUCUUCCCCCAGGGGAGACUGGAGCAGUUUGUCCCUAGUAGAAAGCUGGACACCGAGGAGCUGAGUAUCCCGAGCAUAUCUGCUGAGAUCGCUGAGAAGGUCGCCAAGUUCCACGGGAUGAGAAUGCCGUUCAACAAGGAGCCCAAGUGGUUGUUCGGCACCAUGGACAAGUACAUGAACCAGGUGUUAAGUCUGACCUUCACAAGAGAGUCUCACAUUCGCAAGUUCUCCCGACUGAUGAGUUAUAACCUUCUUCAGGAGAUGGAGAGUUUAAAGAAUCUGUUGGAGUCAACUCACUCACCUGUUGUCUUUUGUCACAAUGACUGUCAAGGAGGGAACAUCUUGCUCCUGAACGGUCGGGAAGACUCAGACAGACAGAAGCUCAUGCUUAUCGACUUUGAAUACAGCAGCUACAACUACAGGGGGUUCGACCUUGGAAACCACUUCUGUGAGUGGAUGUAUGACUACAACCACGACAAGCCUCCAUUCUUCAAAGUCCACACAAAGAAUUACCCUACCAAAGCCCAGCAGCUGCACUUCUAUGGACAUUACCUCUCUGAGUUUGACAAGGGGUUUGAUAACUUGAGCAAUGUGGACCAACUGAAACUUAAGGAGAAGAUGGUGGAGGAAGUCAACAGGUUUGCUCUUGCCUCUCACUUCUUCUGGGGUCUGUGGGCCAUGAUCCAAGCCAGAAUAUCCACUAUUGAGUUUGGCUACAUGGAAUAUGCCGUUGCAAGGUUUGACGCAUACUACGACCUGAAGAAGAAGCUGGGAGUUUAAGGGUUGUGUAGAUGCACUGUUUUUUGGUAAAGGGGACCAUUCAAUGGUGUUGUAGAAGUGGGGUAGAGGAGGCGAUGGGUGGAUUAAAGCAUCAACGUGUCUUUUUUUUCCAAAAAAAAAAGAGAUGCUCCACUCUGAAAGUUGCUGCAUGGACCACGUUGACGACACUUGCAGAUUGUCCAGCUUCUACUGACUAACGUCCCAUGCCUGCCCUUACGAUGUUUACAAGUUGUAUCCCCAAACAUUCCAUGCACUUGCAAAGUCCUCAACACUCAUCGAUAUGACACUCAGACAUAUUCACACCUGUCUAUUCACAUCAAGUCUUGCUAAGGCAUAUAAGGUGUAUGCAAUUUACCAACACAAAGUCGUGGAGUUGGAAUGCCAACACUGGUGGAAAAAUACCCAAAUGCACUUUCAGUGUGUUAUUAUUGCAGACGCUAACCCCGCUAGCUGUGUUAUCUAUACAACCGCAAUGAUAGCAAAUGCACUGUGUAGGACUAAGGUUGCAGUCAGUGAGCAGAAUAGCCAAACACUAUGUUGAUAGUGUGGUCCAACCUCCACUUACAUGUCUACAUGUUUUUUUCCGACACAUUUACCUUUACUGUGACUCCUCAUUGGUUUACCUCUUUCCCAACUUGAAUAUAGCCUAUGGUGUUAUUCAUUAGAUGAGUAUUUUUGCUGCUGUAUAAGCUUCAUUUGAUAGCGCUUGUGAGUGACCUGUGAAAAUGGUUGAGAAACUGUAUCUGUCACCAGUGCUGUUCCCUCCAUACAGGAGGUGAAUGAAGAUGGUCAAUAUCUCAAAAGAGAUCCUGGCCAUUGCCAAUAACAGAAGCAGACCAGAUAUCCCAUUUAACCCCAGUGCAAUCCCAUAUAUCACAAGUUGCCAUGUCCUGAGUUAUAAUGACAGUGUGGCUAUAGGCACUGUGUUAUGCUCCUUUGUUUACAUCUCAUGCAGAUUUCCAAAAUGGGCAAGAUUGUAAUAAAAAUCUUGUCUGCACCAAACUGUCACAAUCAAAAUAUCUUUGGUUGGAUGUCUUGCUUUGUGCUGACAUCCAAGGGAACCCCUAGUGGUGCACCACAAAGAAUCUAGUCACCUUCUAAUGACGACUGAUCCAGUGGGACGUUUUAACCGGUAGCACCCACUCCCAUCCGUGUAUGGGGGAUGGACUUUAAGUUAAAACAACGACUGCUUUCGACCGUCAUUGAGUUAAAACAGUGGGAUGUCAAAAGAUUAAGGGCCCAAAUUUCACUGACGGGCAAUGGGCAGUGUGGAUGGGCCAUUGCAGUGCCUCCACUCGCCAUUCCAUAGCUUUAGUUCAUAUACAAGACACUUUGCUCAUUGCCCGGACGCACAUUGGAGCCCAAAAUGUACAAUGUACAGUUUUCCAGUGUGACAUUGGAGAAGCUGGUAGAGGUUCUCAGCUCCUGUGAGAUUAUCAUUGGGGACUGUGGAUGUAUUGAAUGUCUUUCUUCUUGGAAAUCUUUUACAUACUUAUUAGUAAGUGUUGAGUGACAGUCCUGUAUCUACUUGAUUUGCCCAUGCUGAGUAAUGCCAUUGAGUUCAUUUCAUCUUCAGAAAGAUAACUGUGAUAAGCCUUUUAACUUUCUUUUACAAUUCAAGUCAAUAUACUGUGUUUUAUGUUUAUGGUUUUUCUAUACAGUAGAUGCUCAUUUAUUCAAUCAUUUUAUGAUAUUUUUGAGGCAACCUGAGCCUUUUGCUAAUAACGUCAGUGGCACUUUCCAUACCAGUUACAUGUAUAUGUUUUUGUUUCCAAAUGCUACUUUUGUAUUUUUUUCCUGCAAUGGAAGAUGUAUUUUUCUUAAUAAGAAAGUUGUCUCUUUCCUUGUUGAAAUGAAUUGUUUUUUCCUCCUGUGAAAGUUUCUGUUGGUGGUCAUUUCUUAAAUAUAUUAUUCAUCAUAUGCAAAUGUGCUAUUUAAAUUACACCCAGCUGAAUAUUUUUAUAACACAGGCAUUAAAACAUUAAAUAAAUUGGAUUAUUUUAAUGUUAAUGACUGAUAUUGAAUUCAUGCGAGACAAUUAGCAUUUGAAAUACUGUAAUAUUCCAGAGCUGCUUCUUGAUGACAUUGAAUGUACUGAUAACCUUUUUCUGAGAGGUUGCAAUGUACCCACUUUUUAAAAUCGUGAUUUAAAUUGACCCCAGCAUAUCUCUCUCUCUCUCUCUCUCUUUCUCUCUCUCUCUCUCUCUCUCUCUCUCUCUUUCUCUAUGUCUCUCUCUCUCUCUCUCUCUCUCUCUUGGCCACUAUGUAAUCUUUGUUUUCAUGCCAAUAUGACUGACUCUAGCCUUAGCGCUCUCUCUAGUAGCUUCUGUAACAGAGAGGGUUAGAGGGGUUCAAAUCAACUCCUUUGUAGCAAGGAUAAUCCAUAAACAAUACUGUCCAAUUUUUGCUUUGCACAUAUAUAAUCAAUAAAGAAAUGUA